AUGACGCAGAAUGGAAACUCAUUGCAUCCAGAAGAAUUAUGGGAUGAAUUCAAAGAUUCUUUGUCCGAAGAUUUUUCACGAAAUAAUGAUGUCAUAGUAAGCCACCAAAUGGCGUAUGCUCAUAUUAAUAGUUUAUUAAUAAAUGAAGGUAAAAGUCUGGCUGAUUUUCCUACGAUGGACCAGUCAGUAGAAAUUGAUAUUAUUUUGCCGGAAGAGAAUGACAGAGUACAAAUGAGAGAAAUCGGCGAACAGCAGUAUGAACAAUUAAACAAUCAACAAAAAGAAAUUGUUGAUUAUGUUCUUCAAAUUGGUAAAAGCGCUAUUUUGGCACCACGAAAUAUUGAUGUAGAUGAAAUUAAUAAGAAAGUUACUAAUUUACUUGAUUCAAAUACAGAACGUAGAUAUACUGGUAUUGAAAGUACUGAAAAUUGUAAUAAUGGUGAUGACAUGGAUGAAGUGCUUACACCAGAAUAUUUGAAUACCUUAAAUCCUCCUUCACUUCCCCCCUAUGAACUAUGUCUGAGAAAAAACUGCAUUAGUAUGCUAAUAAGAAAUAUUAGUAUAAAUGAGGGUUUAUGUAACGGUGAUAGAACUAAUAACAUUGUUUUUCUUAAUCGUAUAACUUUAUAUUGUCAAAAUGAAUUUCCUUUCAGUUUCAAAAGAAGACAAUUCCCUGUCAAAUUAGCUUUUGCAAUGACAAUAAAUAAAUCACAGGGUCAAACAUUUGAUAAAAUUGGUAUAGAUUUACGAAGAAAUGUUUUUAAUCACGGACAACUAUAUGUUGCCAUGUCUAGUUCGAUCUUGAGGAUUCCCUCGUAG
Molecule: messenger RNA, 819 nt
Organism: Nasonia vitripennis (jewel wasp)
Lineage: Eukaryota; Metazoa; Arthropoda; Insecta; Hymenoptera; Pteromalidae
Product: ATP-dependent DNA helicase PIF1-like
Exons: 4
Coding region: 1-819 (272 amino acids)
Source: RefSeq, a predicted model, not a curated record